AUGAGUUUCUUGGGGAGUUUAAACUAUAUCAGCCGGUUCAUAGCACAAUCAACAGUGGAAUGCGAGCCCAUUUUCAAGUUGCUGAAGAAAGAUGCCCCGACUAAAUGGACUGAGGAGUGCCAAACUGCUUUCGACGCUAUCAAGAGCUAUUUGUCUAACCCACCAGUAUUGGUUCCGCCACGAGAAGGGAGUCCUUUGUUGCUGUAUUUGUCUGUUUCGGAUAGUGCCUUUGGAUUUGUACUUGGUCAACACGACGAGACAGGGAAGAAGGAAAAGGCUAUCUACUACAUAAGCAAGAAAUUUACUCCGUACGAGUCUCGGUACACUUUGCUUGAGAGAACAUGUUGUGCUCUGACGUGUCUUGCCCAGAAAUUGAGACAUUACUUGUCUUCAUAUACCACGUAUCUUAUUUCCAGAAUGGAUCCGUUGAAGUACAUUUUCCAGAAAGCGAUGCCGACUGGAAAUUUAGCUAAAUGGCAAAUGCUGUUGAGUGAGUUCGAUAUCGUGUAUGUGACUCAGAAGGCAAUAAAGGCACAAGCCUUGGCUGAUCAUCUUGCUGAAAAUCCCAUGGACGAAGAAUAUGAACCUCUCAAGACUUACUUUCACGAUGAAGAAGUGUCAUUUGUGGGUGAAGAUAUCUCUGAAGCUUAUCCAGGUUGGAGAUUAUUCUUUGACAGAGCGGCGAAUCACCAAGGUAAAGGUGUUGGAGCGGUCUUAGUAUCAGAAUCUGGUCAGCACUAUCCUAUGGCAGCUAAACUGCGAUUCAACUGCACAAACAACAUGGCUGAAUACGAAGCUUGUAUUCUUGGUUUUAAAAUGGUCGUUGACAGGAAUGUUUACGAGUUAUUGGUUAUUGGAGAUUCAGACCUUUUGAUUCAUCAGGUUCAAGAGGAAUGGGCUGUGAGGAACCCAAAAAUUAUACCUUACGUACAGUGUGUGCAAAAUCUGUGCAAAAGGUUCCGCAAGAUCGAGUUCACACAUACUCCCAGAAUACAGAAUGAAUUGGCUGAUGCUCUUGCCACCAUCGCUUCAAUGAUCAAACAUCCGGAUACUGAUUACAUUGACCCGCUGGAUAUAGAGUUGAAGGAGCGCCCGGUCCAUUGUUCACAUGUUGAAUCAGAACCAGACGGUUUGCCUUGGUAUUUCGACAAAAAGAGGAGGACUCCAGAUUUGGGUCAUUUAAGAUGUGUAGAUGCUGCUGAAGCUGUGAGGCUUAUUGAACAGAUACAUGCUGGAGUUUGCGGUACAAACAUGAAUGAGCUUACUUUUGCAAGAAAGGUUCUUCGAGCUGGUUAUUUCUGGAUGACUAUGGAGAAUGACUGUUGCAAAUUCGUGCAAAAAUGCCACAAAUGUCAAGUGCACGGCGAUUUGAUACGGAUGCCACUUCACGAACUUAAUUGGGUGGAGGCAGCCUCUUACAAGUCGGUAACCAAGAAAGUGGUGGCCGGUUUUGUCCGCAACAAUCUGAUAUGCAGAUUUGGAGUUCCAGAAUCCAUCAUCACUGAUAACGGUGCAAAUCUCAACAGUCAUUUGAUGAAAGAGAUAUGUGAACAAUUUAAGAUUAUUCAUCGAAGGUCAACUGCUUAUCGCCCUCAAAUGAACGGAGCUGUAGAGGCCGCCAACAAGAAUAUCAAAAAGAUUUUGAGGAAAAUGAUCGACAAACAGCGAGGUUGGCAUGAAAUGUUGCCGUAUGCUCUACUGGGUUAUCGAACGAUGGUCAGAACAUCGACUGGGGCUACUCCAUACUUACUAGUAUAUGGAACAGAGGCAGUCAUGCCUGUUGAAGUCGAGAUACCGUCAUUAAGGAUCAUCCAAGAAGCUGAGUUAAGUAACGCUGAGUGGGUUAGCAAACGGAUCGAUCAACUAGCUUUGAUUGAUGAGAAGAGAAUGGUCGCCAUUUGCCAUGGCCAGCUGUACAGACAGAGAAUGACUCGCGCUUUUCACAAAAGAGUAAGAGCCAGAAAUUUUGAAGUUGGUCAGUUGGUUCUUAAGAGUAUUUUUCCUCAUCAGGACGAGUACAAAGGAAAGUUCGCACCAAACUGGCAAGGUCCCUACAUGGUUCGUAAUGUACUAUCUGGAGGCGCUUUGGUCUUGUCAGAGAUGGAUGGCACUGUAUGGCCCAAACCUAUCAACUCAGAUGCUGUCAAGAGAUACUAUGCGUGA
This is a messenger RNA of Solanum pennellii, 2163 nucleotides long. RefSeq lists its product as uncharacterized. The record is from RefSeq and is a predicted model, not a curated record. The transcript is spliced from 3 exons. Lineage: Eukaryota; Viridiplantae; Streptophyta; Magnoliopsida; Solanales; Solanaceae. Gene Ontology annotation, biological process: DNA integration. Gene Ontology annotation, molecular function: RNA-DNA hybrid ribonuclease activity; nucleic acid binding. The coding region runs from base 1 to 2163 and encodes 720 amino acids.